Molecule: messenger RNA, 996 nt
Organism: Hibiscus syriacus
Lineage: Eukaryota; Viridiplantae; Streptophyta; Magnoliopsida; Malvales; Malvaceae
Product: disease resistance protein SUMM2-like
Exons: 1
Coding region: 358-996 (212 amino acids)
Molecular function (GO): ADP binding
Source: RefSeq, a predicted model, not a curated record
CAGCUCUUUAUUUUCUUUCUCAAAGCUUCUCAUUUUGUCAUUAACCAUUGUUUCUCUUCCCCCCACACCAAACCAAAUACACAAAAUUUCCCUUUCUCACUUCCAAUUCCACACACACACAAAAAAAAACCCAUUGUAAGCAGACCUGUCGUUGUUUCCUGUUUUGUCAUUUGGCUUAUUCCAUAGUUGUCUUUCUCUUCUAGCUUAAAGAAGAAGAAAAAAUGCAAUCUAUUGUAAGCAGUGCUGCCAGUACAGUUGCCGAAUACACGUUUGGUGUCAUCAAACGUGGGAUUGGGUACAUAAUUUAUGUUGACAGCAAUGUCCAGGGUCUGAAGGAGCAAGUUGGAAAGCUGGAAGAUGCUCGAGGAAGAGUGCAGCAUUCUGUCGAUCGGGGCCAUAAGGAAUGCAGAGAAGAUUGAAGCGGAUGUCCUCAAAUGGUUGGCCAACGAUGAUAAGAAGUUGACUGAAAACGUUGAGGAGAAAUUGAAGGAAGAUGAGGAGAAAGCAAAGAAGAAAUGUUUCUUUGCUCUGUGUCCGAAUGUCAAGUCUCGCUACCUAGUCAGCAAGAAAGCGGUGGACGAGGCGCAUGCUAUCAGUGAACUCCUGGAACAAGGGAAAUUCGACAAAGUUUCGUAUUCUCCUCCCAUAGAGGGGGUAGUGACCAAAGGUUACAAGGCCUUUGAAUCGAGAACAACAGCCUUGAAGGAGAUUAUGGAGGCCUUAAAGGAAUCAAGUGUUCGGAUUGUUGGAAUACACGGGAUGGCUGGCGUAGGCAAGACCACGCUUGCCAAAGAAGUUGCUGCCAGAGUGAAGGAGGAGCACUUGUUCGACGAAGUUGCAAUGACCAUCGUCACUCAUAAUCCAGACAUAAGAAAAAUUCAAGGAGAAAUUGCUGACAUGUUAGGCCUGCAUGAUGAUAGAACUAUAUUUGUUUAUAUUGGAAGAUGCUAUUAUAUAUUAUUUGAUAAAUUAUAUUUACUUCUUCUCACUUAUUAA